AUGUUGGAGGACAUUGCUAAGAUCCCAAAUAUAAUGAGGAACAUAAAGAGAGCUAUAAUGUUAAUUGGUUAUGUUUAUAACUGUUCGGGUUUGUUGAACAUGAUGAGGCGUUAUAUUAGACAUAAAGAGUUGCUUAGACCUGCAACGACUCGAUUUGCCAUUUCAUUUAUCAUGUUAUCAAGCAUCCAUCAUCAAAAGGAUUGCUUGAGGAAGAUGUUCACUUCACAAGAAUGGAUCUCCAGUAAAUGGGCGAAAGAGAUAGAAGGGAAAAAUGUAGCGCAGAUUGUGUUGAUGCCUACAUUUUGGACAAGCAUUGUGUACUCUCUCAAAGUAGCAAGCCCUCCUGUUCGUGUACUUAAGUUGGUUGAUGGUGACAAAAGACCUCCAAUGGGAUAUAUUUAUGAGGCUAUGGAAAGGGCUAAAGAAGUGAUAGCUAAAGCUUUUGGUUGGAAUGAGGAGAAGUAUAAAGAUAUCUUUAAGAUUAUUGAUACUAAGUGGAAUAUCCAACUCCAUCGCCCUUUGCAUGCAGCUGGGCAUUUCAUGAACCCAGAAUAUUUUUAUAGCAAUCCAAAUAUUGAGCAAGAUGAAGAGGUGAUGGGUGGUUUAUAUCAAUGCAUAGAAAGAUUGGUUCCAACCACUAAAGUGCAAGAUAAAAUUUCUUAG
This is a messenger RNA of Cornus florida, 663 nucleotides long. RefSeq lists its product as uncharacterized. Bases 1 to 663 code for a protein of 220 amino acids. The record is from RefSeq and is a predicted model, not a curated record. The transcript has a single exon. Lineage: Eukaryota; Viridiplantae; Streptophyta; Magnoliopsida; Cornales; Cornaceae.